AUGCCUGGUGAAGAGAAUUCACCAGAUGAAGAUGGCCCGAAAUAUAAAAUCUCCAGCUUUCUUUUUGGGAACGUUAACAAAGAAGGACAAAUCGAGGAAUAUCAACAUGAUGUUGAAUUGAAAUCUAUCAAUAACUUAGACCGAUGCCACGUGAGAGAAGUGGAAGAAGCUGCUUCAGACGUGCUUUCUGACAGUAGUGUUAUACCUUUAGUAUCACCAGAGGGUGGUGGUGUUCAGUCUAUUAACAAUAUAAGCUCAAUAGACUACUAUAACGAAGAAGAAACGUUGGCGGAAGAAAUUGUGGAGAAGGUCUUAUACGACAUGAAGCCUGAAAAAAUUGAAGAGGAUGAUUAUGAUUUAAUCGACUCAGAACCAGAACGGAGUUUGACGCCCAAAAUGGAUUUGGAUUCGAGGCUACUCCAUAAAGAGGGAUAUGCUUCGCCAGGAAGUGGGACUAUUGAGUCAGUCCCAGAGGAAUCGUCCCUAAGUGAAAUUAAUGUAAUAGGAUUUGACAGCCAGCUUAAAAGAGAGGACACAUCAUCACCACGUACUGAGUCAGUCUCUCCGAGCAAACCAAUAAGUUAUGCUCAAAUCAGUGUCUCCGAAGAUACAACUCUUAUUAUGCCUCCUCCAUUACAUCCGGCACCGCUUUCAAUCUCUCGUUCAAAUCAAAUUAAGCCCGUUUAUUCACGAAGUGCUGAUUCGCCAAUCACUAGUCCAGUAACCAUCGGUUGUAACUUAGAAUCAGUUAAAAGUCCAGGGUACGCCACUACUGCUCCACAUCAUCAAGACAAUGCUUUAAAUACUCCCCUGGGUAGUCUUAUGCCUCCAGAAUACAUGAAUGUAGAUAUAAAAGAACUUUUCCCUUCAUAUGAUCCAGGAAAAACACCCUUGUGGGGACGUUUAUUUAAAUUACCGCACCAGCUAGGAGUUUAUCGUGAGUUUAUUGAGCACUAUGACUAUAUGGAAGAGAUUCUGUCACAAAGACCAUCACGAAGUGAUCGGUUGCAUCUUUUAUAUGAUGGAUUUUUGGAUCUUGGAGAAAUUCCUUUACCCGAAGAAAUCAAUUGUCAUGAUGAAGUAGUCGAGUUGAAUACUCCACCAAUCCCAGGUUUAGAUUAUUUAGCUGGCAGUGAACAUUCAUGGUGGCGUAGAGCCUUUAGAAAUGCACUUGACGAAUUAAUGAAUCCUAAAAAAGCUGAAGCCUAUGAACAAGCUGAUGGUGUUGAUAAAAAAACGUCUACACAGAAACAACAACUAGAAUCUGAUGAAAUUCAUAAACAUGACGAUUUAAAUGAAACACUUAAUAAUGACAUAGACACUUAUUUAGGUUGGAGAUUAGGACCGGCAAAAUAUUGGUACGAUCAGUUAGGUCUACCAUUAGAUAUAAAUAUUUCUGAAUGGACAGAAUGGCGUCGACCACUAACAUCCACCACUACUACUGCCUGUAGUAUUAAUAAUAACAACGACUCCAAUUCACUCUCUUUUCAUUCCUCAACUAACUCUGAAUAUGAAGCCCAUAAUUGUGGUAAUUUAGAUACAAAUAAAUUAGUCAAUGAAACAGUAUCUGAAGUACCAACUUUUUCAACUAUUAAAAAAGAAAAUAUUGAUGAAUCGUUCCACAGAGGUUAUUCAGAUCAAAUGUGCAGUAAACAAGAUCCUGAUAGUUGUCAACACCGGUUGUCAACUGAAUCGUUAUUUCAUUCAUCUCCAGCUCUGCGUAAGAAUAAUUCACGUCCUUUAUGUCUUGAUGAAAUGAAUACACCAAAUCAUUUCUAUUUAUAUCAAAUAUUAAAUUGGGAAGAUGAUAUAAUAUAUGAUCCUCAAUUAAGUGCAAAUAAAAUAUCUACUAAUUCACGUUUAAAUGCUGCCUAUGCCGGUUGGAUACCAUCACAACAUUGUCGUACUAUGGCUUCCUUUCAGGAUGCAUAUCAAGGAAAAUUUCCAUUUAUAUUAAGUUCGAAAAUUAUCAAUGGUUUAACCACAUCCUCUUCAUCAACAACAGGAAUGAUAAUGGAAAAUUUAUUAAAUUAUUCCUCUAAAAAUACAUCACUAUCACCAUCCUAUCCAAACCAUCAUCAUCCACCUUAUUCAAUAUUUCCAAUUGAAAACGAGGGUAUAUUAAACAAUACAUGGGUACAUGAUAUAAUUUAUGAUUCAGAUUUACCGAUUAAUCAACAACCUCCUCCAUUUUUACUUACAUUAGAUCAAAAUGAUGAAACAUGCAUUUUAGAACCGAUAGAUGAUUCAACUAUUGCUUCAGUAUUAUCAUCAAUACGUAAUCAACGACAGAAACGUUUAAUGCAUCGAGGCUAUGACACGGGAGAAUCCGAUACAACAGCACUAGCAACAAUGGGUACAGCAACAUCGAUGAUCACGACGACGACGACGACGACAGCAUCAACAAUAUCUACAACAGGAGGUGAUUAUUCGAAUUCUUUGUCAACAAUUGGCAGUAAUACUACUGGUCAUAAUCUACGUGGUAAUGUUAGUAGUAGUAACAUUUCAAAUAUUCAUGAUAAUAAUUGGUCUAAUUCCAAUGGAUUAAAUGAUACUGACAAUGCUCUAUCUCAACAUAAAUCUAAUACUAAUUCAAUGAAUCGUACUAGUCUUCAAGUGAAUUUUGGAUUAGCAUCAACACGUGGUAUGUUCACUGGUGCACUAGCUAAAGCUGAAAAAGGUGCUGAGAAAGUUAAAAUGAUUUUGGGUAAACAUGGUCUGUUAGCUGAAGAUGAUUGGCAAUCAAGUCAAGCAGAAAAAUCUACGAAUAAUACAGAUGAUAAAAAUGAUCACCUUCAAGAUAUCAAUGAAUAUAAUUCAGAUGGUAAUACUUUAGCAUCAGCUGCAGCAGCGGUUUCUGGUAUUCCACCAAAAGAUCCGUUAAAUUUAUCAAAUGAUGAAUAUUAUGCAAUUCGAAGCGGUGCUCUUGCUCUAGGCGGUUUAGCACGUUGUGGUCCAUUACAACAUAGUACUCCAGCAGUUGAAUUAUGGCCACCAUUUUUCCCUACAUACAUGAGUCCACUACGUUUACGUCAAUUUCACAGGGUUCCACUUAAAAGAUAUCUUCGUGGUCCUAUGUCACAGUAUAAUAUACCAUUUCCUGUCACUAAUCUUACCCGUCAUGUUCAUCGUAAAAUGCGUGAACGAGAGGAUGAACGAGCAGCUACCGGUGGUGGUGAAAUAUUUUUCAUGAGAACACCUAGUGAUUUAUCUGGAGCUGAUGGAGAAAUUGUUUUAUUUGAAUUUUCUGAAGAAUAUCCGCCUUUAUUAGCUCAGGUUGGUAUGGCUACAAGAAUCAUAAAUUAUUAUCGUCCAUUGGUACCCAGGGACAGGUCACUUUCACCAUCUCCACAUGCCUAUAGUGAACCACCGGAAUUGCCUUAUGGUUCUCUUGUGUAUGUAGGGGGUUCAGACAGUCCAUUUCUUGGUGUUAUUCGACCUGGUGGUUGUUUACAGACUGUUGAAAAUAGUAUGUUUCGUGCACCAAUUUAUCCACAUACUGUUGCCAGUACAGAUUUCUUAAUGGUUCGUAAUCGUAAUGGAAUCAGUAUACGCCGUGUACCAAAUGCAUUUACUGUAGGACAAGAAGUUCCGCUUAUGGAGGUUCCUGGACCAAAUUCAAAACGUGCAAAUAAUUUUGUACGGGAUUUUCUACAAGUAUUUAUUCUACGUUUAUUUCUACGUAGUACCGAUGAACCGAAACGAAUUAAAAUGGAAGAGAUUCGCAAAGCUUUUCCUAAUCAUUCAGAAAGCAGUGUCAGAAAACGACUGAAAGUUUGUGCGGAUUUCAAACGUACUGGUUCAGAUGCAAGUUGGUGGGUUCUACGCUCUGAUUAUCGAUUACCAUCAGAAGAAGAAGUUCGUUAUCUGGUCUCACCUGAAGAUUGUUGUGCACAUUACAGUAUGCUGGCUGCCGAAUUACGUCUUAAAGAUGCUGGUUACGGUGAGAAGUAUUUAUUUGUUUUAGAUGAAAAUCAAGUUGAAGAAGAAGAAGACAAAGAAGGACAGCCUAAAAUGGAGGAUGAAGUAAGAGCAGCGCCAUGGAAUACAACACGUGCUUAUCUUGCUUCACAACGUGGUGGUUGUUUUCUCGAAUUACAUGGUGCCGCUGAUCCUACUGGUUGUGGUGAGGCGUUUUCUUAUUCGAAAACCUCUGCGAAACCUGGUGCAUUGUUUCGGCAAGCUGGCGGAGAAGUUGCAAGAGGUCUAUUAAAAGGGAAACGUACUGUGACAGGAACUGAUGCUGAUCUUCGUAAACUACAUUUACGCGAUGCACGUGCUUUAUUGAGAUCAUUUGGGAUUAGUGAAGCUGAUUUAAAAACUUUCAAACGUUGGGAAAUUAUUGACAUGGUUCGCUUCACGUCAACAGAACGAGCUAAACAAGGUGAAGAAGAAGGGUCCGCUAAAUUUGCCCGUGGUAAUCGUCUAUCAAUUAGCGAACAAAUUCGAUGUUAUAAAGAAGAAUGUCAACGUAUAUUUGAUUUACAAAAUCGUGUUUUAUCGAAUUCCGAACUUUUAAGUUCCGAUGAAGAAGUGAGCAGUGAAGAUGACGAAGAUGAAGUCACUGGGACUGAUAGUGUUGGUCAGAGAUCCACGUUACUAGGUUCACAUGGCUCUAGUACAACAAGUAAUUCAAUUGGAGGUGUACGCCUUUCGAGUUUAUCGUCAACUGCUCGUUCUUAUGCACAUAUGAGCCGUAAUAUUGAAUCUGUAUUAUCAAGUCAAAUGAAUUCUAAAUAUGCCGAUGGUAAAACUGAUGAAAAAGAUCGUGUCAAUCUUAAACGAGCUUUAGAAUCUGGAGAUCAAUCAUCUGGAUUGAAACGACCUCGUAAAACAAACCAACUUCUAUUAAAAGAGAAUAGUUUAUCGGGAAACGGAGUGGAAUCCAGUGAAACUGUUUCCGUUGUCGGUAGUAAUAGUUCUAGUGUGGUGUAUGAUGCUAGUUCUACUGCAGCUGGUACAAUUUUAGACUUAACACCACCAUGGCCUAAUGCUAAUAAAAAAAUGUUACGUAUUAUGCGUACUUAUUCAGAAGAUGGACAUCAAUAUACUAGAACAGAACUUGUUCCAUGGUCACCUGUUGUAGAGAUUUAUUUGAAAAUACGUCAAACUCGUGAUGAUGAUUUCAUUCAUAAUUUUGUCGAUUCAGAUAAUCAUUUCCGUGAACAACAAAGAAAAGAAAAGAGAAGAUUACAAGAUCAGCUACGUCGCCUUCGUAAACAACAACAAGUAAUGCGAGAACGUGGCGGCGUCACUGGUAGUUCAAUGCCAGGUAUGAAAUCCUUAGGAUUAUCAAACAAGGUAAACCGUCAUAGACGUCAUAAAACACUUACGGAAGCAUUAAUCAAAAUGCGUUGCGGUGCUUGUGGUCAAACAGGUCAUAUGCGUACCAAUAAAGAAUGUCCAAUGUAUGGACGAUCUAAUACAUCAUCAUCUCUUCAUAAUGAAGGAGGAAUUCGAAGAACAGCUGCAGAACGUGCUCAACUUCGUACACAAACAACUAUUCGUAAUAUGUCUCGUUCUGGUGAUUUAAAUUCUUUGGAAUCUAGAUCAGAUGAUAGAGAAAUUGGUUUCUUAGAAAAUUAUGGUAAUAGUCGAAAAAUUGAACCAGAUACUAUUGCCGCAGCUCAAGCAUUAGCUUCUCGUCCAGUCUGUGAAUUAUUAGCAGAACAAGAAAAGGAAGAGAAAGCGAACUAUAGUAAUGAUUUAGAUAAUUCUGAUGUUAAACAUUUAAGUAAAGAUUCAGAUGAUUUUGAUGAAUCAUCUAUGCAUGGAGUUUUAGGCGAAAAUGAUAUGACGGUUGAAGGAACAAAAUUAAAACUUCACUCUGGUUUAACUAAAUACAUUAAAGAACAAAAUCGUCGUAAUCUAAAAUUAAAAAUACGCCGUCAAUUACUCGAUCGUUUAGAUGCGGCAGCUGCUGUUGUUCAGUCUGCAAAUUCAAAUAGACGUGGACUAAUGAGUACUACAGGUCGCGGUGGUGGUGGAAGAAAUCGUCGAACUAGUUUAAGUAUGAAUGAUGAUGAUUUUCCAACAAGCAUUAAACACCGUGGGAAUAGACGCCGUAUUGAUCCUCGUGUUGCGUUAAAUCAUAUUUUUGAAGGAAUCUACAAGGGCCUUACUCAAAUUCCUGGUUAUAAGAUAUUUAUGCAUCCUGUUAAGGAGAAAGAUUUUCCGAAUUAUUAUUCUCAAAUUGAAACUCCAAUGGAUUUAUCACAAAUACGUAUGAAAAUUAAUGAGAACAGUUAUGCUACACGUGAAGAAUUUUUGUCAGAUAUUCGACUCAUUUAUAAUAAUUCGUCGAAAUUCAAUGGUCGCUAUAGUGCAUACACCGAAACAGCCAUGAAGAUGUGUUCACACGUUAUGGAACAAUUUUGUCAUAAAGAAUUAAAAUUAAUGCGAUUAGAAUCACUAGUUAAUCCUUUGUUGGAUGAAGAUGAUCUAGUCGGAUUAAGCUAUUUAUUACAACAAGCUAUUGAGGCUAUGCGUGGAGUUGAGCAUAGUAGACCAUUCCAUAUACCAGUUGAUAAAAGAAGAUAUCCGGACUAUUAUAAAAUUAUCAGUAAUCCAAUGGAUUUAUCAACCCUUGAAAAAUUAGUGAAAGAGAAUCGAUUUCGAUCACGUGAAGAAUUCUUUGUACAAAUUGAAUUAAUUCUAUCCAAUUGUAUUACAUUCAAUGGAAAUGAAAGUCCAUUAACUGAGAUUGCACAAAAAAUGUUACAAGCUGCUCGUACACGAUUAGAACAAGAUAAAGAAACAUUAGAUACAAUUGAAGCAAAUAUACGAAGUCAAUUAGAAAAUGAACCAUAUACCGAAUCAAUUCCAUCUCAAAAUGGUCCUAUAAAUUCUCGUUCAAAUAUGCUGGAAAAUCAAACUAAUCAAAAAAGUACACAUAUAAAACCUUUGUCAACUACUAGUCGAAUUAAUCAAGUUUCUAAAUUAUUGAAACGUAAAUCUAUUAAAUCAACAUUAUGUAAAAAUAAAGACUUAAAAACAACAAAACGAAAGAAAACUCAAAGAUUAAAUACAACUAUUGAUAAAGAAUCAUUACAUUAUGAUGCUAGUUAUAAUAGUUCUGAUGGUCAAACAACUGAUAGAUCAUUGAAUAAAACACUUGAUAUUAUCAAUACUUCAGGUAGUGAUAGGUUGUUACGUCAACGUUCAAGUGGAGCUUGGUAUGGUGUUGACUUGGAAUAUGAUGAUGAUGACGAUGAUGAUGACAACGACUAUGAGCAACAUAAGGGGGAUAACGUUAAUCAUCCCGAUGACGAUGAAAGUGAUAAUGAUAUUCUUAGAAAAACCUCGACUAAACAAGAUAUUAAUGUUUCAAAGCGAUGGACAAUAAAUGAAGAGAGUAGUGAUUUAUACACUUCAAAAUCUGUUACAUCACUUCGUAAUGAAUACACUUUAUCUAAAGAACCAGAUUCUGAUCAUACAGAAGAUUCAAAUUAUAUGGGACGUAGUACUGCUGGUCAUGAUGAGAAUUCAUUUGAUUGGAAUUGUCAAGAGGCGACCACUAGUCGAAGCCAUGUAGCAAAUGAUCAAUUAAGACAAAUUAUAUCCAAUCUAAGUGAACGUAGUUCCACUAUAAGUGAACAUACAAUGGGAGAUGAUAAUCUACAGCAAUACGAUUAUGAUAACAAUCAAAUUGUCGAUGAUUAUGCUGAUUACGAUGUGGAUAAUUCGUUAAAUUCUAGUCGAGAAUUGCAUUCCAAUGGAAAUUCACGACAAACAAACGAUUGGAACCAAUAUACAAGUUUAACUAAUGUUGAAGAUGAUGAAAAUGAUGGUAAUGACUAUGCUGACGAUGGUGUGAUUGAACUUCGUUCUCAACAAGAUAAAUUUCCUACUUAUAUUGAUGAAGAAACUCGAUUUUCUGCCGGUAUUUCAGAAAUCCCAGUAUCUACCACAGCUAAUACAAGUCAUUUGGAUUAUUCUCAAUUAGAUUUAAAUGAUGAUUUAGUUGCAAAAGAUUUACAAUUAACUGAUUCAGAUGAUGAUGGUGAUAGUAGUUUAACUGGUCAAGGUGGUGAAUUAUGUACUGAUGAGAAUGAUGCAACUGUUGUGUCUUAUAAUAUCGACCAAGACCAUGAUGAUGACGAUAACCAAGUGCAUCGAAACACCAUACUCCAAUAUACAGAAUAUCAUCAAAACGAAUCCGAAAUGAUUUCUCACAAUGAUAAUUCAUUUACAACAUAUAAUGUACAGCAUAGACAACGUCUCGAUCAUGAUGAUGGUAAUAAUAAUAAUAAUAAUCGUCCUACUUUUUUCAUCAGUGAUGAUGACGAUGAUAAU
This is a messenger RNA of Schistosoma guineensis, 8295 nucleotides long. Lineage: Eukaryota; Metazoa; Platyhelminthes; Trematoda; Strigeidida; Schistosomatidae. The record is from the annotation of a GenBank genome assembly.